Lathyrus oleraceus (garden pea) is the source of this 447-nucleotide messenger RNA. RefSeq lists its product as uncharacterized. The transcript has a single exon. The record is from RefSeq and is a predicted model, not a curated record. Lineage: Eukaryota; Viridiplantae; Streptophyta; Magnoliopsida; Fabales; Fabaceae. The coding region runs from base 1 to 447 and encodes 148 amino acids.
AUGUAUGGACAUAAUGCAGUGUUGCCUUUGGAAAUUUACCUACAAUCAGUCAGGAUUCAGAGGCAAUCUGAGAUCCCAACUGAGUCUUAUUGGGGAAUGGUGUUUGAUGAGUUGACUCAGUUGGACGAAAGUAGAUUAGCUGCGCUUGAUGUUUUGAUACGACAAAAAGAAAGGGUUGAUAAGGCUUACAAUAAAAACGUGAAGCCUAAAGCAUUUAAUAAAGGUGUCCUAGUUUGGAAAGUUAUAUUUCCUAUGGAUCCAAAGGAUAGACUAUGGGGAAAAUGUUCCCCAAAUUGGGAGGGACCUUGUAAAACAUUACAAACGUUCUCAAAUAAUGCAUAUGAAAUUGAAGAAUUGACUUCGGAAGGUCGAACUCUACGAAUCAAUGGCAAGUAUUUAAAGUUAUAUCUACCUACUUUGCAGGUAUACAUAGGCACAGAAGAAUAA